UAGGGGGGCACAGUGGACUUGAGGAGCGUGACGGGCCAACCGUAUCCCUCGAAGAAGACCCUGUUGCUAGCAUCACAUCCUUUCCUGCUGUCAUCUGCUUCCUCUGUGUCAUCGGGCCAACUGCUUUCCAUUCAUUUAUUUCCAAUCACUUACACGAAAUCCUUACUCCAUUAGUCGUUGACUACUCUGUAAUAUGAAGGGGUUAAAGAUCGUGACCGUGCUGUCGUGUGUGUUGGUGUCUUUGUUCUGUGUGGCGGAGGCUGCAAGGAACAGGAAAGACUCCAGCAACCAGAACAGCUUCCGCCGGGCGGCGAACGGUAUCUACCAGACCCUCAGCAAUGUAUUCGGCGAAGAAAAUAUUCGAGGAUUGUACAAGUUUUUCUCCAAGACAACCGAACGUUUUGUCCAUGGAGUUGACGGCUUUGUCGACUCUAUCUGGAAGAUUUGGACAGAUCUGCUGGAUGUCAUGGGCAUCGAUGCCUCCAACAUGAGCCACUACUUCAGCCCCACCUCGCUGACCAACUCCCCGGCCCGCGCCCUGCUGCUGGUGGCCGCCGUGCUGCUGGCCUACUGGUGCCUGUCCCUCUUCCUGAGCGGCCUCUACUACCUGCUGCACUCGGUGUUCGGCCGCUUCUUCUGGGCGGUGCGCGUGUUCCUCUUCGCCAUGGCCUGCCUCUACAUCCUGCAGAAGUUCGAGGGGGACCCGGAGCGCGCCGUGCUGCCGCUGUGCUUCGUCAUGGCGGUGUACUUCAUGACGGGGCCCGUGGGCGCCUUCUGGCGCCGCGGCGGCGGCGGGGCUGGCUCCCUGGAGGAGAAGAUCGACCAGCUGGACACCCAGGUCAGGCUGCUCAACAUCAGGCUGUGUCGCAUCAUGGAAAGCAUGGACCGAUCAGCGGAGAAGUAGAGGGGGGGGAUGUGCUGGGGGGGUUGGCGCGGGGGAUUCUGGGGGUGAUAGUUUGGGAGUUCCCAUGGGCACAUUUGACGGCAAUAACUUGGUGUUGACACUGCUGUUCUUGAGUUUUGGUGAAAUCUCCAUUCGAAACGAUGACGAACGAUAGUUUAGGCAAAUGUCACAAAAUAAUAGGUAUAGCUUUCAGUUUAUUUACACCUGGCACUCUAUUUAUAUCGAGUAUUUUGACUGAAAUGUUUCUAAGGUUAGGUCCAUCUGCAGUACAAGGUAUUAAUAACACAUUUUCCUUUUGAAACUGAUUUGUCAACAGUUUUGCUUCAGAAAAAACUCUCAAUCUGGUAUGCAUCGUGACACUUGGAAUAGAUCCAGGUUUGUAAUAACGACAACAUAUUAUCUGAAGUUGGUUUCCUUUUAAAUUAUUGUGAAUAUCCCCUAGGUCCUGAAUGUUUUUAUCAACUUUGUCUUUCCCUUUUGGAAAGUGUGUGUGUGUGUGUGUGUGGUUACCCAACCAUCUUUCUUACCAUUCCCAUCGAGCUCUCAUGUCUGACAAUUCCAUUUUAUUGACCCUCUCGGUUCCGUUUUAACUGUUAAUGCCACAGAAUAUUGGGACAUUAGCUUCCAUAAGAGCAGGUAUCAGGAACCCCUUUUUCUUACUGCAUUUACUGGUAUUUUGUACAAGUUCUCACGCAGGUUACACAUGUAAUUGGGUGCAUUGUUGGGAUAUGGGUGUGGUCACUGUUUGAACUUUAGACAGGCACUGGAUAAGACAAACUAAUGGAAAUGACACAAGGCAACGCUAUCUCAGGGACAUAAGCAUAAUAUUAAAUACAAAAAUACAAUUGGAUAUGUCAAAUGUCAUCUGGAUUUAAUAUCCUAAAUAUACAGCGGUUGAGGGGGAAACGAUGUGUCGAGUAGGAAGAAUGGGAGAGUUGACUAGGCUUCACAUGUACCAAGGGAUAGUGCUCAUGGUGUUACCAUUGCAUACCAACGCAUUUUUCAACAUACUCUUUUGUGUCCUGAAAAACUAGCAUGGCCUUUUUAUUGAUGUCCAAAUGUCUUUCUACUACCUUUUGAGUUGACCUAAUAGUUAAAGCUGAUGGGUUUUCAAAUUAAGUUAUCAAUAACAACCAGAUGGAUUGAUAUUAUUGAGUCAGCGAUAUCCAUUGGUGGUCAGAUAUUGUACGUGGAAUUUAGUUGUCAUUUUUUUUCCGGAAACAUUGUGAUCGUGAACACAUCUCAUUCUCAUUUAAUCAUUCCUGGACUUGAAUAUUAGUUAAAUGGAUUAGCUUUAAAAUUGUGAAACAACAGCCUAUUAUUUUUCUAAUAUAUUUUCUGUAAAACUGUUUAAAUAACCUGCGUGACAUUUUUGUGGAAACGACUACCAAAACUUUUUUCGUUUUGGUUCAUCACAUCUGCCUUUUAUUUAAUUUUGUAUUGUUUUGGCCUUCAUUCUUCACAGUACUGUAUUUUUUAUGGAUUUUUUUUUUUUUUUUUUUGGUUCCAAUUGAGACGCACACGAUAAUGUCUAGUUGCUGUGUUUUGGUUUUUCUUGCAUACCACCUCUUGUGUUCUUUGUAAUGAUCUCUAUUAACCCUGACUGCCCAUUGCACUAUUUUAAAUAACUAUCUUUUACAAUAUCUAUUUCUUUAACUUGUGUUGAUGGUGUUGUCGGCAAAGAUUGAAAUACUUGCCUGACCCUAGCGCUGUGUUAUUCAGAUAUGUAAUAUAUAUAUUCUUGUCAACUUUUAUUGUAGAACAUGUUGAAUAUUCAGAUUUAUUUUCCAGCAUGAGAUGCUGAAGCCAGAGAAUGUCUGUGAUAUGAAGGUCAAAUCGGUUUAAUGAAUGCGGUAUGCUAGUCUCUAAUAUUUCCUUGGUGUCUGGACACCAAGACCAUAUUGGUGUCUGGACACCAAGACCAUAUUGGUGUCUGGACACCAAGACCAUAUUGGUGUCUGGACACCAAGACCAUAUUGGUGUCUGGACACCAAGACCAUAUUGGUGUCUGGACACCAAGACCAUAUUGGUGUCCGGACACCAAGACCAUAUUGGUGUCCGGACACCAAGACCAUAUUGGUGUCCGGACACCAAGACCAUAUUGGUGUCUGGACACCAAGACCAUAUUGGUGUCCGGACACCAAGACCAUAUUGGUGUCCAGACCAAUAUUGCCCAGUAUAUCAGCGCUUCAGCUUAUUGGAACAACUUCUCUUAAGAACAUCAAACCACGAUAGCCACGCAGAGUGCCUCGUGGGGAUAAUGUAAUGGGGCCUAGAAUUAAAUAGAUAAGGAAUUUGAUAUUCCAAAAAGGGGUGCUUCCAAUCAAAAGUACAUUUUUAAUUAUUUGUGGCAGAGGCUGCAAAGUAAUAAGCAGGGUGUAACAACUCAAGAAUCCUGUUAAUCCGCAAAAAAAUCAUGUAAGCCGUUUUGGUUUUCUGAACUAAGUCUUCACUUCAAUUAAGCAGUUUAUUUUCUGGCCGUUGUUUGGGUUUUCAUGUUCUCUGAUGUUGUUAGCUUUUUGAGUGUAUGCAUGGUUAAGUUAUUUGCUGAGUGUCGUGUUCAUUCCUCCAAAAUUCAGAAUUUCCUCUAUGAAUUAUUGACAGGAGCACCAAACGGGUCUCCCUGUUGUCUACUUUAUGAGUUUGUCUGAAUCUGUAAUAGAGUAAAGUUUUGGGAAAAAAAAAGUUGUCUUACAGUGCAAAUGAGGUCCAGAUGUGAAUGAAUUAAACUUUAUCACCACUGA
Molecule: messenger RNA, 3648 nt
Organism: Gadus chalcogrammus (walleye pollock)
Lineage: Eukaryota; Metazoa; Chordata; Actinopteri; Gadiformes; Gadidae
Gene: bri3bp
Product: bri3 binding protein
Exons: 3
Coding region: 194-904 (236 amino acids)
Cellular component (GO): mitochondrion
Source: RefSeq, a predicted model, not a curated record